Molecule: messenger RNA, 573 nt
Organism: Merops nubicus (carmine bee-eater)
Lineage: Eukaryota; Metazoa; Chordata; Aves; Coraciiformes; Meropidae
Product: collagen alpha-1(XIV) chain-like
Exons: 4
Coding region: 1-573 (190 amino acids)
Source: RefSeq, a predicted model, not a curated record
AUGACGAAUUAUGGUUUACCAGGUGAGAAAGGAGAAAAAGGCAAUCCAGGUGUUGGAACACAAGGACCCCGAGGCCCACCAGGAUCUACAGGACCUCCAGGAGAAAGUCGCACGGGAAGCCCAGGCCCUCCCGGCUCUCCGGGCCCACGGGGCCCGGCCGGUCACACAGGACCCCCGGGCUCACAGGGCCCUUCUGGCCCACCCGGGUACUGCGACCCCUCCUCCUGCGCUGGCUACGGCAUGGGAGGUGGAUACGGUGAGCCAACUGAUCAAGACAUCCCAGUAGUGCAGUUGCCACAUAACUCCUACCAAAUCUAUGACCCUGAGGACCUUUACGAUGGUGAGCAACAGUCGUACGUAGUUCACGGGUCCUACCCCUUCCCAUCCCCAUACUCCCAGUCCGCCUAUCCCUCACCUCAUCUCGCUCAACCAGAGUUUACUCCUGCUCGCGAAGAGAUGGAGGCUGUGGAACUGAGAUCCCCAGGAAUCAGUCGCUUCACCAGGAAGAUAGCCAAAAGGGGCGUCGAGACUCCCGUACGCAACAGGGAGAAGGGAAAAAAACCCUCCCAGUGA